Colletotrichum aenigma is the source of this 339-nucleotide messenger RNA. RefSeq lists its product as uncharacterized. The transcript is spliced from 3 exons. Bases 1 to 339 code for a protein of 112 amino acids. The record is from RefSeq and is a predicted model, not a curated record. NCBI's taxonomy places the organism in Eukaryota, Fungi, Ascomycota, Sordariomycetes, Glomerellales, Glomerellaceae.
AUGGCAUCCACUUUUGCUGUCGGGCUGUCCUGGUGUGCCUGGUUCUGCUGCUGUCCUGCCCUGCCUGCCCUGCCUGUCGGUCUCUUGCCGUGUCUGGCGCGGUACGGCGGUACCUGCCUGCAGGCGGGCACCGCAACUCAGAGGCUCAGGCUGCAGAACAUUGCAGUUGCGAGAACGGAUCGUCCGCCAACGCCGUCUUUUUGGCAUCGCGAACUCCGUCCGACAUUCCCUUUCUUCAAGACAGUACUGCGGCUUUCCUUCUUCCUAUUGCCCGACUUUCUUCAUCCGGUGUCUCGCGGCUCUUGGAUUCCUGACGCCCCGACGAUCAACCUCAGUUAA